AUGUCCACACAACAAACCAUCCCGGCCUCGGACCCCACAACGGAAGCUCACAUUACCGAUUAUCACGCAACCCGCUGCCUCGCCUCUCCGCUCUACGCCUUCCUCCUGUCCCCGGCGGAGCACGGCCUCCGUCUGACCCACGCCUCGCGCGGGCGCGUCAUCUUUCCGCCUCCCCAUCGCGGCCUGCCACCUCAACGCCGCCGGCGGCCUUACACGGCUCCGUCUCGGCCACCAUUGUCGACUGGGCCGGCGGCCUCGCAGUCGCGGCGUGGGACCUGCGCGGCGCACGGGUGUCAGCGUCGACAUCCACGUCAGCUACGUCAGCAGCGUGCGGCUCGGCGAGGAGGUCGAGAUUGA
Molecule: messenger RNA, 357 nt
Organism: Verticillium alfalfae VaMs.102
Lineage: Eukaryota; Fungi; Ascomycota; Sordariomycetes; Glomerellales; Plectosphaerellaceae
Product: thioesterase family protein
Exons: 1
Coding region: 1-357 (118 amino acids)
Source: RefSeq, a predicted model, not a curated record